Suillus bovinus is the source of this 3232-nucleotide messenger RNA. RefSeq lists its product as uncharacterized. Gene Ontology annotation, cellular component: ubiquitin ligase complex. The transcript is spliced from 5 exons. Gene Ontology annotation, biological process: protein linear polyubiquitination; proteasome-mediated ubiquitin-dependent protein catabolic process. NCBI's taxonomy places the organism in Eukaryota, Fungi, Basidiomycota, Agaricomycetes, Boletales, Suillaceae. The record is from RefSeq and is a predicted model, not a curated record. Bases 61 to 3093 code for a protein of 1010 amino acids. Gene Ontology annotation, molecular function: nucleic acid binding; ubiquitin-protein transferase activity; zinc ion binding.
CCAGUUAUAUUGAUCCGCUCGGCCAGCAGGAUACGAGAGGUUCGUCAACUUCGGGCAAGGAUGAGAUGUGCAGGGAUUGGUUUGGUGGUUUCUGUACCAGCAGCCAGUGCCCCCCGUGCCCAUAAAUUAAUACCGACUAAUCUCACUUGCCGGCUUUGGCGGUUUCGAGGGGAGUGUACUCGGUCGCAAUGCCCUUUCGCGCACGAGCGUCAGAGUCCCGAUAGUUCCUUAAGGAAUCAACCACCUGUUAAAAACGGAAAUCCUCGAGAUGUCGUGCAAUUUGCCGAUAGUCCCAUUAAAGAUCAACCUCUCGUUCGAAACGGCAACACUCGAGAUGGCGUACAAGUCCCCAACCGUCCUGUUAAAUAUAAACCACUUAUUCGAACGGACAACGUUCGAGAUGACGUGCAAGUUCCCGCUAGUCCUGUCAAAGACGAACUACCUGUUCGAAAUAGCAACACUUGUACCCAAGUUCCCGACCGUCCCGUUAACGACCAACUAUCUAAUCGAAACGGCAAAACUCUAGAUGGCGUUUCAGCUCCUGAAGGUUUUGUUAAGAGCCGAAACGGUGGCGCUCGAGGGACAAUAGAUCAAGACUUAACUGGGCCUCCAUCUUCUGGCACGUCUAGUAGUGUUCAGUGCCCCAUGACACAAGUCCCACCCUCGGGAACAAAAUCCCGUGGGUCAGAACGACAUUCUCAAGCGGCUUCGACUGAUACCACACCCAAAUACACGGGACACAAGACAAUAAGCAAUCCCGAUGAUCGCCAACCGAAGCAAGUUUGUCAUGACUCGUUGUACGGUCGUUGCCAGCGUCCCGUACGCCAUUAUUCGCAUGAACGUCCCAAUGAUAACGCAUCGCAAAUGAACGCUUUAUCACCAAUUCGGAAUACUUGUGCCGAUGACACACCAAAGUCUGGCAGCUCACCAUCACGACACGCACCACCCGGCCUGCCGCCCCCUACCACACGUCGAAACGAGGAUCUUGUCAUACCCGUGACAGUUGCGGAUCAUAUCACAGUGAAACUACGUAGCGGUUUCGAUAUACAGGACGUGGACCACCGGAUUCGAAACACGGUGGGUACACCUGGAGACGUGUCACCACACGUCAAGGAAUCACAACUCCGCUCCCUUUUGGAAGCAUAUCAAGUCGAUGAAUUAUGUAUUCCGGAAGGAAAGGGUGCCAAGCGGUUGACCGUCAAAGUGCUGUUCUCCACUGCAGCCCUAGCUAUGGAGGCUUCCAUCGCUCUUCAUGGACGCCAAUUCCUAGGGAGGAAACUCACCGCGAAGCUGUCUUUGAACACCACCGCACGGGGUACCACAGUGCUCAAAGAUAAUGCCGUCCGUAUUACUUGGAAUGCGCCCCAGCGCGUUGGGUACGCAGGUUACGCGACCCUUGACGAGGCCAAGGCUGCGAUUGCAGCAGCCACUGGAUUGGUGAUGAGGGACAACAUUCUCACAGCCGCAUUGUACGAAGGAUUGCCCGCAGUUGGUGUUUACAGCGUCAUGUUUUCUCACCUUCCUCCCGAUGCAGAGAGAAAGGAUUUGGAGCAGUUCGGCAACGCAGAGUCGAUCCUACUUGAACGCCCCAAUUACGAGUCACUCGACAGCGCUCGCCAAGCAGUACUUCGAACGUUGCACUCGUGCGGCAAUCUGUCCAAUUUUGAACUUGUUCUCCCUAUCUGGAACGGCACCGUUCUCGCUUGGGCAACCUUUGAGACCCACGCGGACGCCGGCAAUGCCAGGGAUCAUCUAGAUGGGCAACGUCCUCGUGCAAUCGGAGGAAGAACUUACAUAUCCGCACGGCAUGUGCAGUCACUCAGCUUCUCAUUGCCGUUGAACAAGUUUAAGAUGUUAGAAGGAGACAUCGCUCGCCUUCGGUGGACAUGGCGGACAAGGUUCAACCAUGACGUGACCAUUGUCGAUCGCCUCAUACAGACUGAUGGACCUGUCCAUAUUAAGAUCUCAGCCGAAAACUUGAAUAAUCUUGGGAUUGCCAAAGCAGAAUUUGAACAACUUCAACAUGGUGAAGUCGUGACUCUUCAGAGGAAACCCAUAUGGGACAGAUUCUUUUCUCAUCCAUCCGGCCAGUCAUUCCUUCGUGAGCUAGAGGGCCAAUAUCCUGGAAUCGGAUUACGAACUCAGAUGAGCAAAAUCUUACUUUUGGGUCCAAUCAAACAACGUCAGCUUGCUCGGCGAGAUAUCAUGACGCGAUUCCAAGAAUUACAGGCGCGAAAAUUGUGGCGCAUCCCCCUAUCAGGCAAGGUGGUUGGUCCAUUUGUUGGCACACACCUCUUGACCCUGCAGAAAACUCUUGGCCCUGAUAACUGUUACGUUCAUCACCUUUCGAAUCAGCGCAAUCUGGUCGUUCGAGGUAACGAACAGGCUUACCGUAUCGCCUGUGAAGCGGUGGAAAAGGUACAAAGCCGCUAUGCAGACAGCUCCACGCAAUCCCCCCAAUCUGUCUGUCCUGUUUGCUUCACCGAAGCAUCAGUCCCAACCAUUCUCACCUGCGGACAUACUUGGUGCACGUCUUGCCUCGAGAGUUACCUUGUGUCCGCAGUCGAAAACAAGGCAUUCCCUCUGACCUGCCUCGGUGAUGACGCCUCAUGUACGGAACGCAUCUCUGUCGCCCUCGCCAAAAAUGUCUUAUCUGGCGAGGACUUCGCUGCCUUGUGUGAAGCGUCAUUUUGGUCGUACGUUCACGCGCGGACGGACGAGUUCCAUCACUGCCCAACACCGGACUGCGCUCAGGUGUAUCGUGCAGUUUCUGGCGGCAUAGUUCUCCAAUGUCCAUCUUGUUUGGUUCGCAUCUGUUCCAGUUGCCAUACGGAGGCUCAUGAUGGGCUCACCUGCGAUGAGCGGGACAAGGCAGAGGACAAGCUGUACCAUGAAUGGGCAGCCACUCAUGAUGUCAAAAACUGCCCUGGCUGCAAGACUCCAAUAGAACGGAGCGAAGGCUGCAACCAUAUGACUUGCAUUAGAUGCCAAACGCACAUCUGCUGGCAAUGUCUAGCAACGUUCCCGAAGGGAGAUGGUAUUUACGAACACAUGCGAGACAAACAUGGUAGCAUUGGGCUAGAAUUUCUGUGAUCGUGGUAUAUUUCUCUCUUUUUCCAUCUUAUUUUAUGCCUAGGCUUGCUUCAUUUCCCAUUUGUUCCACCACCUGUACAUUGCGAGUUGUACUUGUGUCGAUAUCUUUUGUAGUGUUCUGUCCUGUCUGUGGCAUUUA